GUGCAUUUCAGCUGUAACCUGUAACAAACACACACAAAAAAAAAACAGCGGUUUAAAUUGUAAAUAAAUAACGAAUUUGAAUUGCGAACCGAAUCAGCUGCUCGUUCGUUGACGGGGUUGGGGAUAAUUUAAGGUUCUGUUCGUUGAGGUGGUGCAGCCGUUUCAGUUUUAUACCAACAAAGAGAGAAAGGAUUGCUUGCAAACAAUAACAGUGGGGAGAGGACAAUGCAAAUUGUAGACAACAGGAAGUACAUACACGAGAUAAGAUUGGAACAAUAAUCAUAUUGUUAAAAAUAUGUCCGACGGUGCGGGUGGAAGCAAGGAGAGCUCUGUGAGUGAGUCCACCACUGCCGGUGGUGCUGGAGCCGCAGACAACAUUCCCAGAGACUUCAGCAGGCUGUCGCUCUUCUCAUCAACAUCCUCUGCCUCGCAGGACGAACAGUUCUGCAGCAAGGGGCACGCAGAGCAUAGUCUCUCUAGCAUGCGGCACUUCCUGCAGGACGAGAAACUCUGCGACGUUGUGCUUGUCGCAGGAGAGAACGGUCCAACGGUGUCUGCCCAUAAAUUGGUGCUCUCAGCUGCAAGCGAGUACUUCGCAGCGAUGUUCACCGGCAAUCUACGCGAAUCUGGAGAAUCCAAGGUGGUCCUACGAGAUAUUAAUGGAGACGUUCUGCACGCUAUCGUCAACUAUUGCUACACCGGUUCCGUCGAUAUCCGAGAAGACAAUGUCGAAACUCUGCUAUCCACGGCUUGUUUGAUGCAGCUUUCUGAGGUCGUGGAGGCCUGUUCUCGUUUCUUGGUGAACCAGCUGCACCCGAACAAUUGUCUCGGCAUCGCCGUUUUUGCAGAACACCAGAACUGCAAUAGUCUUCUGAUAGAAGCAAAUGCGUACACUAAUAGGAAUUUCAUGCAGGUUAUCAAGAACCAGGAGUUCUUGCAGCUAUCCGUUGAUCAAAUCAAGACUUUAUUGUCGAGCGACGAUUUGAACGUCAGUUCCGAAGAGCAGAUAUUUCACGCCUUGAUGGAGUGGAUCCAAUACGAUCCUGUUAAUAGGAAGCCGAAUGUCGGAAAGCUGCUAGGGCUUAUUAAGUUGCCUCUUUUGGAUCCGGCAUUUUUAAUCGACAAUGUCGAGAGUUCGCUGGGUGGUUCCAAUGCUGAUUGUCAGAAACUGAUUAUGGAAGCAAUGAAAUGGCAUUUAUUGCCUGAACGACGAUUGCAGAUGGUGUCGGCAAGAACACGACCCAGAAAAGCAACAUUAGGUCGAUUGCUGGUCGUAGGUGGCAUGGACAAGAACAAAGGGGCGAUGACUAUAGAAACUUAUGAUCCCCGAAGCGACGAAUGGAAGGUGGCUCACGUGAUGAAUGGACGGCGUUUGCAAUUCGGUGUUGCUCUACUUGGCGACAAGCUAUUGGUGGUUGGUGGGAGGGACGGUUUGAAGACAUUGAACACGAUGGAAUGUUUGGACGUAGAGAAUAAUAUUUGGACGCAACUAACUACUAUGAAUACUCAUCGACACGGGCUGGGUGUUGCCGUCCUGGGAGGUCCUAUAUACGCAGUAGGAGGACACGAUGGGUGGAGCUAUUUGAGCACAGUUGAAAGGUACGAUCCUAUAACGCGUUCAUGGAAUUACGUGGCGCCAAUGCGCUAUCAGAGAUGCUCAGCUGGAGUUGCCGUACUCGGCGGUAAGUUGUAUGCGGUUGGCGGUCGUGAUAGCACCUCCUUCCUAAGAACGGUCGAAUCUUACGAUCCGCACACAAAUAAAUGGACUGAAUGUGGUCCCAUGAAUAAACGACGCAGCGGAGUUGGUGUAGCGGUCGUUAACGGAUUCCUGUACGCGAUGCGAGGACAGGACGCGCCUGCCAACAAUCCAUCUGCCUCCAGAUACGAUUGCAUCGAAAGAUAUAAUCCAGCGACCGACAGUUGGACCGUUGUUACUUCGUUACCGACGAAACGAGACGGCGUUGCAACAUGCCUCUUCGGCGAUAAACUGAUUACUGUGGGCGGCUACGAUGGCAACAAUUACCUUCGCACCGUCGAACAGUACGACCCUAACACGAUGGAGUGGAUCACAUUAGCUCAACUCGCAACAGGUCGAGCCGGUGCCUGCGUCCUACCCAUCGCUAACCCGAAAGAAGCAGACUGAAACUUUUUACAGGCACAAAGGAGACAUAAUUUCAACAAAAAGAAAAACCUUCUGUGAUUUACAUUCUAUUAAUAUUUAUAUUUCGAAAUCAAACCCCAAAUAACUUGUAUUGCUCAAAUUGACUAUCCCUCCCCACUCUACUUUAGUAUAAACAAAACAAAAAUGACUGACAUGAUGUGAAAAAAAA
Messenger RNA from Nicrophorus vespilloides, 2330 nucleotides. RefSeq names its product kelch-like protein 5. Bases 296 to 2143 code for a protein of 615 amino acids. The record is from RefSeq and is a predicted model, not a curated record. NCBI's taxonomy places the organism in Eukaryota, Metazoa, Arthropoda, Insecta, Coleoptera, Silphidae. Gene Ontology annotation, molecular function: protein binding. The transcript has 5 exons.